AUGACUUCUAAUUAUCGCAAAAUGAAGGCCUUUGCAUCACUCCUCGGCUUUUCACAUGAUGUCUCUAGAGAAGCUAAACUCCGGCCUUACAAAUAUAUAAUCGAAUAUUUAUACUCUGAUUUUAAUAAUGAAAAAAAUCCAGAGAUCCAGAAGAAGAUUGAAGAAUCUCAGCAUAAUUUUAUUGACAUCGGCGUGUUUGAUAAUAUUCCAAUUAUCAAAAAACUCUCUGGAGCCCUUGAACCAGAAGAUAAAUUAGAUGCAAUGCAAGCAAUCGAUUUUUUCGAAGUAGAUACUACAGCACACACUAUUAAAUUGAAGAAACCAAUUACACCAGAUCCUAGAAGAAAAUAUCGUACAAUUCGUGUUUCUGGAAUAGAUAGAGAAGCUCCAACGCAUUUACAGUACCAAUUCUUCAAAUCAAACAAUUUGGAUGUUCGUGCAAUGUAUCCUUGCUACACAAUUGAUGGCGAUGAAGUUGUUUACUCAGGAACUACAAUUGUUGAGCUCGGAUCGGAAGGUGAAGCUAAAAUUGCUGCAUUAAGCAAGAUCGAGUAUGCUGGUGGCCUUCUUGAUGUUACCGUUUUCUCAGAUUAUCAAGAAAAGCUACAAAACCAAAGAAACGAACAAAAGGAAGAGACCAGAAGAUCCCCUCGCAAAUUUACACGUAAUUGA
Messenger RNA from Trichomonas vaginalis G3, 672 nucleotides. RefSeq names its product RNA binding. The record is from RefSeq and is a predicted model, not a curated record. Lineage: Eukaryota; Parabasalia; Trichomonadida; Trichomonadidae. The transcript has a single exon. Bases 1 to 672 code for a protein of 223 amino acids.